Molecule: messenger RNA, 1987 nt
Organism: Amphimedon queenslandica
Lineage: Eukaryota; Metazoa; Porifera; Demospongiae; Haplosclerida; Niphatidae
Product: ADP-dependent glucokinase-like
Exons: 2
Coding region: 395-1834 (479 amino acids)
Biological process (GO): glucose metabolic process
Cellular component (GO): endoplasmic reticulum
Molecular function (GO): ADP-specific glucokinase activity
Source: RefSeq, a predicted model, not a curated record
CCACAAGCCCACAACUAAAUCUAUAUAUGGAAAACAAUACAAUUCACACCAUAACACUAGUGAUGUCCUCCUACCCCUGGCCCUGUACUCAAAGAAUUCACGGCCAUUGUCUGGAACUGUUUGCAAAUCUAGUAUAUAAACUAAUAGACUACAUUUAAGCAUUCUUGGUAUUCAGAUUUUACAAACUAAACUGCAUUACAAGCUAAUUUACUCUUGUUAUAGUGUUAUUACAGCAAUUCCCUUCACAAUAACACUAGGGUACUACUAAAUCUAGCUAAGCUAACACCAUAGAUAUUAUAGACUACAUUAUGCUAACACGUUGAAAUGGGAGUGGUAUGGUAUGGGCUAGAUCACGUGACACAGUUAUUAAUUAAAAUUUACAAACAAUCGCACAAUGGCCUCUGUUUCUAAAGCAGUAGCUUCUACUGUCCUCCUUAUAUUACUAGCUACCCUGCCAUAUAUGAAAGUAUCAUUUAAAGGGGAUCUUCAGAAAGUAUUGACCGGUUUGCUGUACCAAGAGGGACGUUACUUGGUCGAUAAUGGAAGGAGAGUGGCUGUAGGCUUUGGAUCAUGUUGGGACCUGGUGACUGAUGGAGUAAAACUCCUUGAAGCCUCAGGGAUAUCUCCACCGGUGACUCCUGAGCAUUAUGAUGUAGUCUCGAAUGGUGAUGAUUUGGCUAAGAUAUUUGCAUACUUCUUUGAGAGCGGAGCAGCUGCAGAGCGGUUCUCAAAUGACAGUACUUUCUUUAAUGCUCUUGUAUCAACCACUACUCAUAGGCUCAAUGAGUCGCACUGGGCAGUCGGUGGGAAUGCCCCAGUCAUAUCACAGAGACUAGCAAUGGAAGGAUGGGAGGUACUCUUAGCCGCCUUAAUGAGACCCAAGACAGCAAAAAGCAUCCAUCCCUCCAUCAAACUAUCCACAGACACUGGUACGAACAACAUGAAGGAGGACGUUCACCUAAUAAUGGAGUUUGGAUAUGAGUCGGUCUGGGGCAAGUACAAGAGCCCCAGGGCUAACAGGUUCAUCCUCCACAAUGACUAUUCAAACAUGAUGCUCGAGUCUUUAAAUGGGUUUGCCAGAGCCGUUAUAGACUUUAAGCCAGACUUGGUUAUAAUCGGUGGACUCCAAAUGAUGGACAAUUUCUAUUACGAUCCAAAGAUACGGACAGAGAGACUAAGAGAGCUAGGAAAGUUAUUAGAGUCUCUGCCUAGGAGCACUAAAAUUCAUUUUGAAAUGGCUUCAUUCACCGAUGAAGGAUUCUUAAAAGAAUUAUUGGAGUAUGUGAUACCAUAUGCCGACUCCAUGGGCAUGAACGAGCAAGAGCUGGCCAAUCUUUAUUCGCUCCUUAAGGCUGGUAGCAUCAAACUAGUGGCUGAUUUCAAUCCAAGGGUAGCUGCAUCGCUAGAUGAAGGUCGUGAAAUACUAUCAAUGCUAGAGACUAGAAAAAGAAAUCUCUCCUUUUCUUCGUAUCGGCAAUUAACUCGAUUACACAUUCACACACUGGCCUAUCAAGCUAUAUUUACACUCAAGGACUCGGGCUGGGUCCAUACCAGAACAGCAACUGCUAAAGCCUCUCUGAUGGCCAAUCGUCACGUUUGCUCAUCGCACGAAGUAAACCUUGAGAGCGCUAAACUCAUUAUGGACGAGUCUUUCUCGGUGAGCACUCAGCCUGGAAGCACCCGAGUGCUACUGACUGAGGAGGAACCGGUUUCCUGUUGGUUCGAAGGACCUAUGAAGAUCUGUGUGGCUCCUAACAUAGUCUGUACUGCUGUCUAUAAGACUGCAGGGGCUGGGGAUAACAUAUCCGCUGCAGGUUUGUCAGUUCAACUUUGAGAUGGUACCGUACAUCAAUUGCUAAUAAUGAAAUGGGCUUAUAAAUAAUUUUCAUCAAUCAGUGCAACACAGCUAUAAUGCUAUCCUCUCCUUCAUGUAUGAUUUUGAAACUUGUUUUUUUUUUGAAACAACAAGUAGCAACUACUAGAAAAA